GAACAGAAGGUCUUCGUCAUUCGUGCACGGCGCUGCACGCUGUGAAUAAGGGAGAGUGAGAGAAAGAGAGCGGGAGGAGCGAGAGAAAGAACGGAAGAAAGAAAAGAACGACGGAAAGAGUGGCUCGCCCUUGGAUGUUUUUGUUAGGACCCUUGGAUAUCUCUGCUGCAUUGCGGUCGACGAGACUGCGGCAGCGGCGUCUGGCUCUUUGCCGUUAGUCGUCAGUAAUCGGCGAUCGAGGAUCGGCGAUACGGUGCUGGGGAAGGAAACCGCGCCGUGCGUCGUCAGGAUCAGCAUGUCCGGGUCUCGGACGAUCCUUCUGCCGCGAUAUUCCGCGAGUGCGUGCCGAUUCUAACCCCUACGCGAAUAAGUGCAGAGUGAUAACAGUGUGCAGUGACCUCGAGGUGUGUGCGACCGGUCCCCCCUCCCCCCCACCCCCCAACCCAACCUUGCACGCGACGGAUUCGCAUUUUGCUCCGUGUUUACGCUUCUAAUCGCCAAAGCGCGACACCGAGCAAACAUCAAGUAUCCGGGUAUCCUCCACGAUUACCAACGAGCAGAACGAUGACGACGUGCAGCCCUGCGAACGUCGCCCUACAUCUGGCCGUGGUACUCGCGGUAGCGAUGCCCGGCCUCUCGCUUGCCGCCUGGCAGGAAAACGUCAGGCCCAAGAUGUACGUCCAGCUUGGAGCCGAGGACGUCUUCAGGUUCACAGGUAACGAGACACACACGGAUUACUUCCGGCUUGUUCUACGGGACGGGAAUUACCUUCUAGUCGGAGGACGAAAUCUGGUUCACAAUUUGAGCCUGACGGAUCUGACCGAGCAGCAACGUCUUUCGUGGUACUCGCCGGAUACGGACAUAAAGAUGUGCGUCGUAAAGGGCAAGGAUGAGGAGACGUGCCAGAACUACGUGAGGAUUCUCGCCCAGACGGGACCCAGUACCCUGCUUGUCUGUGCGACGAACGCCUUCAAGCCGGUGUGCAGAGAUUACCUGGUUCAGCCCGGCAACUACACCGUAGUAAAGGAGCGACCCGGUCAGGCAGUUUGUCCCUACGACCCCCAGCAUAAUAGCACCUUCGUAUACGUCGACGGGGAACUUUACACGGGGACUGUCGCCGACUUUUCGGGGAUGGACCCGAUUAUUUAUCGCGAACCCCUUCAGACCGAACAGUACGACUCCAUGAGUCUGAACGCGCCGAAUUUCGUCAGCUCUAUGACCCAGGGAGACUUUGUGUAUUUCUUUUUUCGCGAGACGGCCGUUGAGUACAUCAACUGCGGCAAGGCCGUAUAUUCCCGCGUUGCGCGAGUCUGCAAGUACGAUCGUGGAGGGCCACAUCGUUUUCGAAAUCGGUGGACCUCGUUUCUCAAGUCACGGCUCAACUGCUCCGUUACCGGCGAUUUUCCCUUCUAUUUCAACGAGAUUCAGUCGACGACGGAACUGAUAUCUGGCCAGUACGGUGGUGUCUCGGCACAGCUUAUAUACGGGACGUUCACGACGCCAGUGAACAGCAUAAGCGGUUCAGCAGUCUGUGCAUUUUCGCUGCAAGACAUAGCGGACACCUUUGAGGGAAACUUCAAGGAGCAAAGUGCCCUGAAUUCGAACUGGCUCCCGGUACAGAGUGCAAAAGUACCAGACCCAAGGCCUGGCCAGUGUGUAAAUGACUCCCGUACGCUGCCGGACCUCACCUUAAACUUCAUCAAGAGCCAUUCCCUCAUGGACGAAUCCGUGCCGAGCUUCUUCGGCCAGCCUAUCGUUAUAAGGACGAGCUUUCACUACCGUUUCACGCAAAUAGCGGUAGAUCCGCAAGUCAAAACGCCAGGUGGAAAGACAUACGACGUAUUGUUCAUCGGAACGGACAACGGGAAAGUGAUAAAGGCGGUGAACGCUGACUCGGCGGACAGUCACCAGCGAGCGAGUCCCGUUGUCAUCGAGGAGAUCCAGGCAUUCCCUGCAUCUGUUCCUGUACGAGGUAUAAAAGUGGUGCGAGCCUCGCAGGCUGGUGAUGGGCUUGAGGAUGGGCGUUUGGUAGUCAUUGCGGACGGGCAAGUUCAGGCGCUGAGGCUGCACCGCUGCUACAGCGACAGGAUAUUAUCCUGCGGCGAGUGCGUUGCUCUUCAGGAUCCCUACUGUGCGUGGGACAAGAUCGAGGGUAAAUGUCGCGCUCUCGUCGGUCCUGCGGCUACCGACGCGUCCAGGUUCCUUCAGAGCGUUGCCAGCGGAAUACACGCCUCAUGCCCGCCUAGUAAGAGCCUGAACAAGGACGCUGGGAGUGUCGGCGCGAUAUCAGCAAACCAGAACAAAUUUCCCCAAGACUCAAUGAUACCUAACAAGGAAAGCCAGGGGGGAGAGAUCAUCAACAUAAUGCAGGACGAGGAGCAACAGAAUUCGGGUCCAGCAGUGUCCGCGGCGGAUUCUCCACCGCCUCAAUACUCCGUAGAGACCCUGGUUAUGGCUGUGGUUGCUGGUGCGCUCGCAGCUCUUCUGGUAGGAUUCGUUGCGGGUUAUCUUUGCGGCAGGAAGUGCCGAAAAGACGAAGAUGACAAUCUGCCGUACCCGGAUACGGAGUAUGAAUACUUCGAGCAGCGGCAAACCGUGAACAGUAGGUUGGCACCCGAGCCAAAGCUUUUGCCGCAAGAGGAGGUGACGUACGCGGAACCAGUCCUGGUACCGCAACCGCCGAAGCUCCAUUCGCCGAAAGGAACGAUGCGAAAGCCACCACCGACCCCAGCAGAGACGCUCUUCCAGUUCCCGGACGGAUACGGGUUCCGGGGCCCGAGGGAUAACUUCGGAACGCUCCGGUCUCACCAGGGUGACGCGUAUCGUCGCACGGACGGUUUCGCGACGACGCGAAGCGUGAAGAAGGUUUAUCUCUGAGAAAUGAGCGAGGAGGGAGGAGGGGGCCGUCACCGAAGUCUCGGGCGGCCGGCGCGGAACCGGCACACCGGGGCAGCGGGUAGAAGUCGCGCCGCGUCGGGAGGAGGCCAGUCAACGCGGGAACUCGCUGGUCCAAGGGCACUCGAGUCGCCCUCGCCGCCGUCGAGCGCCUCGUCGAGCUCGCCCUCCCCCCCUUCCUCCUCGCCAUCGCCAACCCUGGUCACGAUACCGAUGGGUGGCGUCGGGGGUCCGGGUGGCGUUCCACUCGGUGGUGCGUCGACACCUCCGCCCCCGCCACCUCGUACACCUCCGUGCAGUUUCAUAUACCGAUCAUAGUCUCCGUCGGUUAUUUACGACGUCACUCGUAUAAUAAGGUCCUAGCGACCGUUAAAUGAUUUGGUAAGGCGUUCGAGGCCUUGGCACGUGGGGCGAAAUUAAAGUCAAGGUAUAACCGUAGCGGUAUAACGAGAAUACAAAGAGGAUCGCAUCACGUGAAAGAUGAUAUUUUCCGAUAUUAUCGGAGAAAUAUGAUUACGAUGAUAUGGGUUGAGGAAAUUUCAUUCGUCUACGACGAGAAAUGUAUACAUUAUUAACAAUAAUAGGGAUAGGAACGCGCUUAUGGACUGGACGCUAUUAGUGCUCCGCGAGAGCAUGUUCAUUGAGGGUGGUUACCAAUGUUUCCGCAUGUAACCUCAAAUCAAAUAGGGUUUAGCUUGUAUCAAUAAAAAUGCCUGAUGUUUUUCUCUCCGAUAUCCAUUUCCAAAGACUAUGGAUAAUAAUUGCGUAAUUACCGUUGGACGGAGCGUGAGAGCUGCUUCCAUGGAGCACGUCAAUCCCCCCCCCUUCCUCGCCACUCGCCCUGUCUUUUCAAUCGUGAGAUAAAGAGGGGCGAAGUGGCCGCAUACUUGUGUAUGUACAUACACAGUUAUAAUGUACGUACCUGACACACAAUGUAUUGCAUAAUGAAGCAAAAGUGGAAAAAUUGUUUAAUUGGAAAUCUGACUGAACAAACAGCGCAAUGAUUUGUUAUUUAAAGAAUAGUUCAAUCGGUCGUCCGAGUGGAAAGUGAGACCGUAUACUAUUUGAGCAUGGGGAAAAGACAAAGUGGGGGCGGGGGAAAAAAAGAGUAAAUUCUGUUCGUCUGUCCCUAGCCCGGUGGUGUAUCGUGACAUCUAUCUUAAAGUGCUUCUUAUUUCGGUGUGUUUAGAAGUAUAACGCGUAUGUGAUAUAUAAUAUUCUAUAUUGACGAGAUGUUUUCUAGGCGAUGGAUCAACGGGUUUCAGAGACUUUACGUGGGAUGACUCUGUACAAUGUAUAAAAAGACGUUUCACCUCUACCGGUCGAUUUUGAGUUUCCUUGUUCAAUCCAGACCAAGCGUUAUAUAUAUAUAUAUGAGCCACUCGUUCUGAGUCGAAAUUCAAAUCUAAUUUCAAUAUUUCAACUUCCUUCACCAUCAAUCAAAAAUAGAGGGGGAACCGUAGAACGAUAGAAGAGUUGAAAAACGAAACAGGAAUGUGAAGACACUUAUUUUACUUCAUUUUGUAAUAUUGGGAUCGCGUGCAUGUGUAAGGCUUACGUUUAUAUUAGAAAGAACCGUGACGAAGAGAACGGCAAACGUUGAAUUCAAAGAACGAGAAGCAAGACGAAAAUUUUCGACUCGGUAUCCGACUUCUGUUUAUUCCACGACAUACGUGUGAUGGUUGUUCAAAUUUCGCACGGUCUGUGAAUAUGUAAACUCGAGGUGAGUCUGGUUGGGUGCGACAGGGCGCAAAUUGAGUGAAUACGAGGCGAGGAGUAUUGGAAUACUUACGUAAUUCUUUUUUCAAGAAACAGAUGAAAAAGAAAAAUAGAAAAAAAAAUGGAAAAAGGAAGAAAACAAAAAUUGGAGUAGUUGUUAAUUGAUCAAAAUCAGACCGAGGCCUUUCGGCUCCCCGAAGCACAGGUCAAAACGCAAAGACUGAAUGUGAAAGAUCGGCUGGCUUGGCGAGCGAGCAAGCCUCUCGUUAUUCGUUCGUCGUUCUCUCGCGGCGUUUGUGCGAGUAUAUAACAGACUUUAUAAUAUAACUUUUAUUAUUUACCGACAGUACAAAUUUUUCAUCGUGUUAAUACUCGCUGUAAUUAGGUUUUUGUUUGUAAGAGAAAAACAACAAAAAAAAAGAAGCUAAUGAAAAAAACCUCGCCAAUCCAAACUCUACAUAUACAUUACAUGUAUGUGGACGACGGUCGUGUUUGUAUUUAGACAUCGUUUCAACUAUACGGACGAAUCGAAUCCAUGUGACCGGCGCCACUCAUCAUACUCAAUUACUUACCGACGACUGUAUAUUAAACUGCUGAAAGACUGCGGGUUUUUCGGGAUUCUUAUAAACGCUGCCAUUUGAUAUUCUCUCGUCUUAUUUAUUUUCGUUACGUAUACUUGUAUUUUUUUAUUCUUCUUAUUAAUUAGGUUUUUUCCGAUUUCAACUCAAUUGUAUUAUUACUUAUAUUUUUUUUUUUUUCUUUUUUCUUGUAUCAGCGUGUACGUAUACAUAUUACACAUAUAGCUCGUAUUUGGAAACCCGUUUCUUAAGUUUCUAUAAUAGAGCUGACUGGUCCCGCUGUGUUAUAAUAAUAUAUAUUCAAGUGAUUUUUACAUAAAAGACUCAGGCAAGAUACCAAAGAUAUUAAUUAUACUAUUAUAAUAAUUAGGCACCGCUGGUCAUUGCGAUGAUGGUUAUCGGUUAUCGUUAGAGGCGCACAAGAAUACAAGAUAUAGUUAUCCAAUCGUUAUCAUUUAUCAAUUUAACAAUUAUCAAUUUAAUCGAUUAAUAUAUCGUGAUAAAUAUAAUAU
This is a messenger RNA of Neodiprion virginianus, 5704 nucleotides long. It is a transcript of the gene Sema1a, whose product is annotated as semaphorin-1A. The transcript has 10 exons. The record is from RefSeq and is a predicted model, not a curated record. NCBI's taxonomy places the organism in Eukaryota, Metazoa, Arthropoda, Insecta, Hymenoptera, Diprionidae. Gene Ontology annotation, molecular function: chemorepellent activity; semaphorin receptor binding. Gene Ontology annotation, biological process: neural crest cell migration; positive regulation of cell migration; semaphorin-plexin signaling pathway. Bases 565 to 2877 code for a protein of 770 amino acids.